AUGCCUUGUAAUCUGAUUAAAUUCCCUCUCUUUGUUAGUGAGCAAGGAUUAGACAACCUACAAUAUUAUAAGUAUAAUGGUGUUGAUUUAAGUAUAAUGGUAAAUUAUUUUUUAGGACCUUAUUUCUGGAAUAUAUUGAUAGAAAAGUUUCCAAUGUGGUUAGCACCAAAUAUGAUAACACUUACUGGUGGACUAUUUAUGGGAGUUGCAAUGAUUAUGAUGAAUAUUUUUCUUGAUCCUAAUAGUGAACCAAAUAUUUUUAUUAAUAUUCUUGUUAGUAUUAUGAUAUUUUUAUAUCAAACAGCAGAUAAUUUAGAUGGAAAACAAGCAAGAAGAACUAAGUCAUCAAGUCCAUUAGGAGAAUUAUUUGACCAUGGAGUUGAUUCAAUAAUGAUAGGUAUAUUUAGUUUAGCCGUUGUAUUAAAUCUUCAUCAAACAACAACUAAAUGUUAUUUAUUAAUGAUAAUAUUAAAUACUGUGUUUUAUAUGUCUCAUUGGGAAGAAUAUCAUGUAGGAACAUUAGUAUUAGGAUAUAUUAUGAACCCAACUGAAUUACAAUAUUUAACAAUAGGAUUCUUAUUAUUUCAAGGAUUUUUUCCUAAAGCUGGAGAAAUAAUUAUUUUAAUUAUAUCUAUUAAUGAUUUGAUCUAUUACUUUAUUUUAAUUUGUUGUAUUUUAGGAUGUUUUAAAUAUUAUUUAAAUGUUUCUCAUUGGGCUCAAAAGAAUAAUACAAAUCUUUCAUCUGCAAUAUUUUGUAUGACACAAUAUUUUAUAUUUUUAAUUUUAACAUUAUCACUUAUUCUUUUACUUCAUAUAAAUUCAGAUUAUUCUAACAAAGUUUUUUGGCUUAAUUGUUAUAUAAUUAUUCUGAUUAAUGCUUAUUUAACUCAAAGGUUAGUUGUAAAAAGAAUAUGUAAAGAACCUAUUUCAAUGAUGGACAAUAUUUUCUAUGGAUAUGGAUUUUAUAUUAUUAUCCUUUCCAUUGCUUUUAUACUCCAUAACGAAUGUUUAGCUUUUCUAAUUACUGUUGGGGGACUAAUUUUUGCUUUCUUUAUGGAAUCGCUUUUAAUUGGUGAUAUUUGUUAUGCGUUUUCUCGUCAUUUAGGAAUUCAUGUCUUGACUAUUUCACCAAUAGAAGAAAAUGAUGUUUAA
This is a messenger RNA of Entamoeba dispar SAW760, 1152 nucleotides long. Its product is annotated as cholinephosphotransferase, putative. Bases 1 to 1152 code for a protein of 383 amino acids. The record is from RefSeq and is a predicted model, not a curated record. NCBI's taxonomy places the organism in Eukaryota, Evosea, Mastigamoebida, Endamoebidae. Gene Ontology annotation, biological process: phospholipid biosynthetic process. Gene Ontology annotation, molecular function: phosphotransferase activity, for other substituted phosphate groups. The transcript has a single exon. Gene Ontology annotation, cellular component: membrane.